AUGACUGAAGAGGCUACCCUACAUCUCGAAUAUCGCGGUCGUGUUGCCAUCUUGACUAUCGACAAUGAGCGUAAACUCAAUGCCUUCAAUGCUGCGCAAUAUUACGAUCUUGCUCAAAAGUUGCGAGAGAUUGCUACACAUGAAGAAGUUUUCACUACGGUGAUCUUGGCAAAGGGUCGUUACUUUUCGGCAGGGGCUGAUGUCGGCGUUACUCGAAAGACGCCUGGUGAAGAUCCCAAUUCGCAUAAGCAAUUAUUACAAACAUUCGUUGCCAAUAACUUGAACAUCACUCACGCCUUCGCAACCCAUCCCAAGGUUCUCGUCGUGGGUCUCAAUGGACCCGUGGUAGGCCUUACAGCUGCUCUCAUCGCCUUUGCAGACUUUAUCUACAGCGCGCCAUCAACAUUCCUCCUCACACCUUUCUCAUCCAUCGGCCUUGUCGCCGAGGGCGGUGCGUCGCGAGCUCUGGCUCUACGCCUUGGACCUGCACGAUCAAACGAGGCAUUGCUCAUGAGCCGUCGCAUUCAGUCCAAGGAACUGGAAAGCUGUGGUUUUGUCAAUGCCAUAUUCGACGAGGGUAAUGAUGUCAAGUUCAGGGCGAGGGUGUUGCGUGAGGUUGAUGAGAGGUUGGGCGAUCAUCUCAACGGCGAGAGUCUGAUCGGGAUCAAGAAGCUCGUUAGAAAGCCUGAGCUGGAUAUCAUGCAUACGCAGAACGUACACGAGGUUUUUGCUGGGCUGGAGAGGUUCAUGACGGGUGUUCCUCAGGAAGAGUUCGCAAAGCUUGCGAGCGGUGCGAAGCGACACAAGCUGUGA
Messenger RNA from Fusarium sp. VM40, 813 nucleotides. Lineage: Eukaryota; Fungi; Ascomycota; Sordariomycetes; Hypocreales; Nectriaceae. The record is from the annotation of a GenBank genome assembly.